AUGUACAAGCCAUUCAGUGACACAAUUGCUUCGAUUCCUCCCUUCCUCACCACGUUUUCCCAUGGCGAGUUACUCAGUCAUCUGGCCAGUGGACUUGCAACUCUCGACACCUCUGCUACCGUCACCGCCGCCUCAACACCCUCCACUUCCCUCUGUCUCUGUCCCUAUCCCACCACUGCACCGCCGUUUCCUCUUCCUCUGCCACCCCUCCAACUGUCUUUCUGCUGCAGUCCACCCUCCGCCCCCCUCCUUACUUCCUCUCCUACGCCCCAGUCCCACCAUUCCGAUGCCAUCCCCGCGGGGACCCCGGCGUCGGCAAUUGUAGCGGCGGAGGUAAAGGAGCAGAUGCCGUCGGCUUCAACGUCCCAUUUGGCUGGAAAACGAAAAUUUAAGGAGACCACGAUGGCGGGGCAGAUGGUGGUGGGUAGGGAUAUUAAGCGUUACCGCACGACUUAUUCGCCCUACCAGAGCAAGGUACUCGAAGAGGUUUUUCAGACUGAGCGCUACAUCUCCCGUCCCCAGAGGGCCCAGCUAGCCACCCAGCUCCAGCUGCCAGAGAACACCAUCAAGGUGUGGUUUCAAAACAGACGAAUGAAGGAGAAACGGCAGUCUAUGAUGUUGCCAAGUGUAGCAGGAAGUGAUCCAUACCUGCGUGAGACUCUCCUCCAUGUGGCCAAGCUCUACUGUGACUUCCAUCAGAAAAAACAGCAGCACUCGCAGCCGGCAGUGGAGAUGUCUGUUGAGAUGGCUCCGACAGCGGUCGCAAGAGGCGGCAUGCAGUUUAUGGUAUCUGCUGUGUGUCAAAAGCCUUACGGCAGAACUCAUCAUCAUCUAUGCACCUUGGUAGAACCAAUUAGCCGUAAAGUUGUCGUCAAAAGUAAAUGA
Messenger RNA from Echinococcus granulosus, 885 nucleotides. Its product is annotated as Segmentation protein even-skipped. Bases 1 to 885 code for a protein of 294 amino acids. Gene Ontology annotation, biological process: regulation of transcription by RNA polymerase II. Gene Ontology annotation, molecular function: DNA-binding transcription factor activity, RNA polymerase II-specific; RNA polymerase II cis-regulatory region sequence-specific DNA binding. The transcript is spliced from 4 exons. Gene Ontology annotation, cellular component: nucleus. The record is from RefSeq and is a predicted model, not a curated record. NCBI's taxonomy places the organism in Eukaryota, Metazoa, Platyhelminthes, Cestoda, Cyclophyllidea, Taeniidae.